Molecule: messenger RNA, 612 nt
Organism: Myotis brandtii (Brandt's bat)
Lineage: Eukaryota; Metazoa; Chordata; Mammalia; Chiroptera; Vespertilionidae
Product: LETM1 and EF-hand domain-containing protein 1, mitochondrial-like
Exons: 8
Coding region: 1-612 (203 amino acids)
Source: RefSeq, a predicted model, not a curated record
AUGCGGUCUUACCAGGCGCCUCCCAAAGCCGAUGGGCACACCGUCCGCAGGCCAGCGGCACUGGGCCGGGCCUGGGAGCAGGUGCUGCACCUGAGGUGGGUGUGGAAGCGGCAGCAUCGAGGAGAGAUCUGUCUUGUCCCCACAGCCUCCGGGAGCAGUGGGGGCCUGGAGAUUGAGCUCAAUCGCCAGUGGCAAACAGGUACUCCGGGGGACCACGCCUGUCUCAGCUGUGCCAGCACCGUGGGGUGGAUCAGCCGCCUGUGGCCCCCGGCCCCAGCGGGCCUGCUGCUCCCCCAGCCGCAGCUCCCGCCAGCGCGCUGCUGGCACUCCUCCCCCGCGCUGUGCGACGACUCAGUGGUGGAGAAGUCGCUCAAGUCCCUCAAGGACAAGAACAAGAAGCUGGAGGAGGGCGGGCCGGUGUACAGCCCCCCCGCGGAGGUGGUGGUGAAGAAGUCCCUGGGGCAGCGGGUGCUGGACGAGCUGAAGCACUACUACCACGGCUUCCGCCUGCUCUGGAUCGACACCAAGAUCGCGGGGACAAGGGGCAGCCUCCAGCCCUCAGGGCCUUGGAACCCGAGGAAAGGCCCUGGAGUGUCCUUCCCUGAAGGCUGA